AUGGCGAACAACUCCCCCUUCGCCGUGUACGACGACUCGGUGAGCAAGCUGUUCGGCGAGGAGCCCACGCUGGAGCUCCUGCACGAGAACCAGGAAUAUCCCUUCGCCCACGAGGCCGGCGUCUUCAUCGAGAGCAACAACACCCUCUUCAUCACCAGCAACCAGUUCCCCGACGGCAAGGGCGGCAAGAAGAUCCAGAUAUGCCGCGUCACGCUGCCGUCGGACGACAACCCGACGCUCAAGUGCGAGGAGAUCCACCCGCGGGGCGUGCACAUGGCCAACGGCGGCGUCAACUACCUCGACGGCGUGCUCUUCUGCUCCCAGGGCUCACUGGACGCGCCCGGCGGGAUCGUGUUCAUGGAGGCGCACCCGCCGUAUCAGACGCGCGUCAUGGUCAGCUCGUUCCACGGAAGAGAGUUCAACUCGGUGAAUGACGUGGUUGUGGAUAGUGACGGGUCUAUUUGGUUCACGGAUCCGAUUUACGGGUUUGAGCAGGGGAUUCGGCCGCGGCCGAAGUUGCCGAGCCAGGUUUACAAUCCUGACGAGAAGACUGUUUAUGUGACGGAUACAGAUUGGAUUCAUGGUGAUGGGACGACUGACUUGACGAGAGCUUCAACGAUUUACGCAUUUGACGUGGUCUCAUACUCAGGAGAGCCAUUUCUUACGAACAGACGGCUGUUCGCCAUGGCUGACACGGGGAUUCCGGAUGGUAUCAAGUGUGACGUUCAUGGAAACGUGUACAGCGGAUGUGGUGAUGGUAUUAACAUCUGGUCGGCAGGGGGUGUGUUGUUGGGAAAGAUUUUGGUCCAAGGCGGCGCAGCCAACUUCUGUUUCGGUCGUAACGGGGAAAUCUUCAUUCUCAAUGAGAACAGGUUAUGGAGAGCCAAGUUGGCUGAAGAAACGAAAGGAGCGCUCUUGUGUAUCUAG
Messenger RNA from Colletotrichum karsti, 927 nucleotides. RefSeq names its product SMP-30/Gluconolaconase/LRE-like region. The record is from RefSeq and is a predicted model, not a curated record. The coding region runs from base 1 to 927 and encodes 308 amino acids. The transcript is spliced from 3 exons. Lineage: Eukaryota; Fungi; Ascomycota; Sordariomycetes; Glomerellales; Glomerellaceae.